AAGCAGUAGGCAGCCAUGGCCAAGUCGCACCUACUGCAGUGGCUACUGCUGCUUCCUACCCUCUGCUGCCCAGGUGCAGCUAUCACGUCGGCCUCAUCCCUGGAGUGUGCACAAGGCCCUCAAUUCUGGUGCCAAAGCCUGGAGCAUGCAGUGCAGUGCAGAGCCCUGGGGCACUGCCUGCAGGAAGUCUGGGGGCAUGCAGGAGCUAAUGACCUGUGCCAAGAGUGUGAGGAUAUUGUCCACCUCCUCACAAAGAUGACCAAGGAAGAUGCUUUCCAGGAAGCAAUCCGGAAGUUCCUGGAACAAGAAUGUGAUAUCCUUCCCUUGAAGCUGCUUGUGCCCCGGUGUCGCCAAGUGCUUGAUGUCUACCUGCCCCUGGUUAUUGACUACUUCCAGAGCCAGAUUAACCCCAAAGCCAUCUGCAAUCAUGUGGGCCUGUGCCCACGUGGGCAGGCUAAGCCAGAACAGAAUCCAGGGAUGCCGGAUGCCGUUCCAAACCCUCUGCUGGACAAGCUGGUCCUCCCUGUGCUGCCAGGAGCCCUCUUGGCAAGGCCUGGGCCUCACACUCAGGACUUCUCUGAGCAACAGCUCCCCAUUCCCCUGCCCUUCUGCUGGCUUUGCAGAACUCUGAUCAAGCGGGUUCAAGCCGUGAUCCCCAAGGGUGUGCUGGCUGUGGCUGUGUCCCAGGUGUGCCACGUGGUACCCCUGGUGGUGGGUGGCAUCUGCCAGUGCCUGGCUGAGCGCUACACAGUUCUCCUGCUAGACGCACUGCUGGGCCGUGUGGUGCCCCAGCUAGUCUGUGGCCUUGUCCUCCGAUGUUCCACUGAGGAUGCCAUGGGCCCUGCCCUCCCUGCUGUGGAGCCUCUGAUAGAAGAAUGGCCACUACAGGACACUGAGUGCCAUUUCUGCAAGUCUGUGAUCAACCAGGCCUGGAACACCAGUGAACAGGCUAUGCCACAGGCAAUGCACCAGGCCUGCCUUCGCUUCUGGCUAGACAGGCAAAAGUGUGAACAGUUUGUGGAACAGCACAUGCCCCAGCUGCUGGCCCUGGUGCCUAGGAGCCAGGAUGCCCACAUCACCUGCCAGGCCCUUGGCGUAUGUGAGGCCCCGGCUAGCCCUCUGCAGUGCUUCCAAACCCCACACCUCUGAGAACGCGGUCUCCAGCAGCCUGCUCCAGAGGACAAGCCUCAGCCUGCACCCUCAGCCCUGUGUCAGUCUGUAUGUCCCAGCUCUAACUACAGACCACCACCACCACCACCACCACCACCACCACCACCACCACCACCACCACCACCACCACCACCACCACAGUGGUUUCUGGCUCCCCCCGGUGAUGGGGGGCGGCAGGCCCACGUCCUCUGGAAGCCUUCAGAAGGGGCUUCGGGCCUUCGCCUCCACCAGAGCCAAGCCAGCUCCCAUAGCUCCCACAGCCCACAGGGACUGAGAAGAACUGUUGUGGCUCCAAGAAGACAUCGGGUAGAAGCUGGGUAUAGCCACACCAACCCCUUGCUAACAUUUCUAUGAAAUCCAAACUUGAGAAGAAUAAAGAAUGGGAACAUGGA
Molecule: messenger RNA, 1562 nt
Organism: Mus musculus (house mouse)
Lineage: Eukaryota; Metazoa; Chordata; Mammalia; Rodentia; Muridae
Gene: Sftpb
Product: surfactant associated protein B
Exons: 11
Coding region: 16-1149 (377 amino acids)
Biological process (GO): lipid metabolic process; sphingolipid metabolic process
Cellular component (GO): extracellular region; cytoplasm; lysosome
Source: RefSeq, marked validated